AAAUCUGAGGCCCCAAACACAGCUCAACUGACGCUUUAUGUACUACAACUUGGCACUGACACUCUUCUACAGUUGAAGAUAGAAAUUUGGUUCCGAAACCUCUAACAGCCGCGAAAGAGAGCGAGGCAAAUGAAAACGAAAAUGAGUUGAUUUUUCUUCUGUGGGCCACGAUUUUAGAUGCGGCUUAGGAUACUUCUAAUUGAUAUGUUCCAGGGUAGGUAUGCCAUAAAUUUAUAUAUUGGGCUGAGCGGAAGGGUCGAUAUUUGCCGCUUGUCGUCGAGCCUAAUGAAGAAAUAAAUUUUAGACAUAGCCGCGGUUCCUGGAUAUUAUGAGAGCGUAUAUAUUAUAAUUUGCAUUGGAACCGGUUUGUGCCUGAUGUGAUGUGUAGCAUGUGAAUGACUACUUGGGGUCUGGACAGAAAUAACUCGGCGAGAGUUUCUACCUGGCUGACUCCGGAGCCCACUACGUCUGAACCGUGACAAGAACCGCCGUUAGUCAGUCUGCCUGUCGCUCGGUCCCGGCGUACAGUCCAUCCGCGACACUCCCUCUCAACAUUGUCACAACUGACCCCCUUUUUCUGUGUUGACAAGAGGAUUAAUUCGGGUCAAAACAGUCACACCCCGGGGCAUUCAGGUGCUAAGAGCACAACAAAACCAGAAAAAUGUUAGACAAUGAUGAUUUGACAACAGGCAUGGUGGGGCGCCGCGCCCUCUCCAAAGAGGGUCACGCAGCCAUUUCUAUGAGGGGUGGGGACGACAGGUGGAUUCAAAUCCAGAAAAACACCUUCACGAACUGGGUCAAUGAGCAGCUGAGAGAAAAGGACAGUCAUGUUGAUGACUUACAGUAUGAUUUCAUGGAUGGUACAAGAUUGUGUUACCUAGUGGAGAGCUUACAGGGGAAAAGGGUGAAAGGAAAAGUUGUGCAGAACCCUCAGAAUCAGCAUCAGAUGAUCCACAACGCAGCAAUGGCGCUUACGGCCAUUGCAGACGACAACGUCAAGCUCGUCAACAUCGGUCCAGAAGAUAUCGUUAAUGGAAACCUCAAAUUGAUACUAGGACUGAUAUGGCACCUGAUUCUUCGCUACCAGAUCGGCAAAACAAAGUUCCCACCCAAGAAGUUGAUGUUGGCAUGGUUACAGGCGGUUAUCCCAGAAUGCCAAGUUGGGAACUUUACUCGAGACUGGAAUGAUGGCGUGGCUCUUCAUGCCCUACUGGACUAUUGUAAGCCAGGUCUGGCUCCCAACUGGAGGCAGUUGAACAGGAAUAACAAGGUAGAGAAUUGUCGUAAUGCCAUGCAGCUGGCCAAACAGCACUUUGAUAUUCCGCUGGUUUUAAGACCAGAGGAUCUAUCAAGCCCUGAUUUGGACGAGCUGUCAGGUAUGACCUACCUGUCCUACUACAUGAAGUACAACUCUCCGGGUUACAAGGCCACGCUUAACUGGGUGCGGAACGCCAUCCCCGAGGCCGACGUCAACAACUUCACUACUGACUGGAAUGAUGGACGGGCACUGUGUAAACUGGUCAGAAAAAUGGGGGGCAGUUCUCCUGCUAACCCCCAGGGCACACCUGUUGAGAACCUGCAGGCAGGUAUUGAUGCAGGUAAGCGCCUGGGUGUAGAUCCCAUCCUGUCCGCUAAAGAGUUAUCAGAGGCAUCUGAGGAACAUCUGGGUAUGAUGGCGUACGCCGCAAGUUUCACACACCUUAAACCUUCAAAACCUCCAUCAGAAAAGGUUGCUCUUAGCGGAGACUUUAACAACAUCACGGUGGGAAGUGAGAAAAAUUUUGGGCUCCAAAUUCAAGAUGACAAAGUGAGAUCGUCAGAUAUAAAAGCAGUUCUGGAAGGUCCAAACUCAAAGAUACCGGUGAGAUUAGACUGGAGGGGGAACGCUGUGGAAGGCCAUUUUAAACCAAAGGAAGCGGGUAAACAUCGGCUUGUUGUCUACUGUCAGGAGGAGAUAAUCUCCAGCUGCCCUGUAAAUUUUAACGUCACUUCUGACCCAAGUCGUGUUGUCGUUCACAAAAUCGACAAAGCCUGUCUAGGAGUUGACACAUCAUCAGCUGGACAAGGGGAUGUAACGGUGGAAGCGACCUCACCCAGUGGAAAGCGAUUUGAACUGCCCCUGUCAGCCAGAAAUGGAAUGUUCCACUCAACUUUCACUCCUCAGGAAGCAGGAGAUUGGAAAAUCUCAGUGAUGUAUGCCAAUGAACAUGUGCGAGGCAGUCCUUACACGGUGAACGUCUACGACCCCAACGCUGUCAAGGUGUAUGGGCUGGAAGGGGGCGCAGUUGGGAAGGCCUUUAACUUCACAGCGGACUGCUCCCAGGCAGGGCAGGGUAACGUGGAAGUGAACGUCGUUCACAACGGGGUGAAUGUGCCAGCAAAGGUAAUUGAGGAGGGCUACGGAAUCUACAAGGUGGACUUUAUUCCCAAAGGGGCUGGUAUUUACAAGGUAGAGGUCAUGUUCAACGGGACAGAGGUCAAAGGUUCUCCUUAUACCCUGGAAAUCGUUGACUCCAACCUCGUGACCGCUAGUGGGGAGGGGCUUAGCCUCGUACCUGUCAACAAAGUCGCUGCUUUCAACGUUGACACAAAAGCUGCUGGUGGGGGCGAAGUCAAUGUGGAUGUUGUUGGUCAAAGUUCAAAGAUUGUAGGUCAUGGGGGUCAGACCAUCUAUGUGGUUAACAGGUCUGACUUACUGGAUGCAGCUGUAGCCAAAGCAGGCAGGACAACAAAAAUAAUGUUUAUUUCUGAAAGAAAAAUUCCCUAUUUAAGGAAUCAGUGCUGUUACAUGAUUAUUGUUGUUUUAUUACCUGGCUGUGAUGAUAAUGACCAACCUCCUCUUUCAGCUCCGUCAGGUAAAAAUUUACCUGUGAGAAUCGUCCGUGACACAGAUGAAUCUUACAGGGUGGAAUACACACCUGAAGAAAUAGGGGACCACUCCGUGAAGGUCCUAUACCAUGGACACCCAGUAAGGGGUCACCCUUUCCAGGUGAAAGUUUACGACACUGGCAAAGUCAUCGUUCACAAGAUGCCCAAAACCGUGGCCAUGGGACAACCCGUUAACUUUGAAAUUGAUGCUUCGGAGGCUGGGUCUGGGAACCUGGAGAUUAUGGUAAAUGGUGGACGUGUGCCUUGUCAAGUGGAAAACAAAGGAAAACGAAGAUUCCUCGCAUCAUUUGUGCCCGAAGACGCUACAAAUCACGUGGUAGAGAUGAAGUUUAAUCAGGUCCCAUUAGCAGGAAGUCCGUGGAAGGUGGGCGUGGUUGACCCGCGGAAGGUUGCCGUAAUGAACAAUAGCUCCAGCAAUCUCAAACAUGUGCCGAUGCACAAAGUUGUGUCGUUUUAUAUUGAAACUGAUGGAAUACCCUCCCAAGAAUUAGAUGUGGUUGUCAAAGCACCCAGUGGUAAGCCCGUCAGCAGUAGGCUGUUCCCAGAGGGUACCGGAUACAGGGUGGAAUACACACCCACUGAAGUCGGAACAUAUACAAUUCAAAUUUUCUUUGCUGGCUCCCCUGUGGCGGGCACUCCAUUCAGUGUUAAAUCCUAUGACAGUACAUCUAUCCAAGUCAGUGAAGUCCCAAAUGGCAUGGUGGGAAAGCCUGUGGACUUCUUCAUUGACGUGACAAAGGCUGGGGAAGGUCAGCUGGAGAUCAUGGUAAACAAUGGAAACCUGCCUAACACGGUCACGCAUCAACGACCAGGUGUCUACAAAGUCUCCUUCACACCUGUAGAGGCAGGCACUCAUUACGUGGAAAUUUUGUUUAAUGGAGAAAGGCUUCCAGGUUCUCCGUACACAUGUCAUGUGAUCGAUACGUCCAGAGUUAAUGUUGAAGUUCGUCGUUUAGUACCUGUACGUGAAUCCAGUCAUUUUGUGAUCCAGUCACAGUCCGUGUCCGGAUUUGACACGAGCGACCUUACCUGUGUUGUUGAGAUCACUUCACCAACUGGACGCAAAGUAAGCUCUCGUCUGAUUGGAUCGCUGCACUCUGGUACUUUCCGAGCCGAAUACAUGCCAAUGGAAGUAGGAACUCACAAAGUGAAUGUGAGUUUUGGAGGAAUCCCAGUAAAAGGCAGCCCGUUCCAGGUGAAGACAUACGACGCCAGCAGGGUGCGAGUCUCAGACCUUCCCAACCAAAGCAUGGUGGGAAUCCCUACGAAAUUUGAAGUUGAUGCCAGUGAGGCUGGUGAAGGUGCCCUGGAGGUUGUGAUAACAAAUAACGGGGUCAUCGUGCCCAGCCAAGCUCGCCCUAUAGGGGGAGGAGCUUGUGAGGUGGCAUUUAUGCCCCGCGAGUCAGGCAGACACCAAGUUCAGGUGCUGUAUAACAAGGAUAGAGUUCCAGGAAGUCCAUUUGUAAUGAACGUCUAUGACUCUAGCAAGAUAUCAGCAUCAGGGGAAGGCCUCAACAAUGUUCUCUGUCACCACCCCACUCAUUUCAACAUCCAUGGUGGUGGGGACGAAGGAGGAGACAUUGGUGUGAAGAUUAAAGGACCUGAUGGCCGUGACCUUCCUGUAAGGGUCAAGGAGAGUCCAGAUGGCUAUCGCGUUGAGUGGACACCAAAUUCUGUUGGUGAACACAAGGUGUACGUGUCCUAUGCUGAGAUGCAGCUGAAGGGCAGUCCCUUCACGCCCCGGGUGUAUGACCCUAGUGGUGUCAUUGUCAGACAUGAUGGCCAUGGAAAAAUAGGCAAACCCGUGGCUUUACAUUUGGAUGCCGCCAAGGCUGGAGCUGGGAACCUGGAGAUAUUUGUGACUAGUAAAGGCGAGACGGUCCCUAACUUUGUCAGACAGGAGGGGGAGGCAAAGUUUGAAGUGACCUUCACCCCCCAGACACCUGAGAAUCAUUUGGUGACUGUGAACUUCAACGGGGACCCGGUGCCAGGAAGUCCUUUUCAGUGUAAGAUCACAGACAGCAGCCGUGUACACGUGAGUGGUGACGGACUAAGACUGGUGCCGGCUAACAUCCCCACAUCAUUCAAAGUCGACCCUCAGACUACUGACCCUGCCUCCUGCAAUGUGGAAAUAAUUGGUCCGAGUGGUCGUCACAUCCCAGCCAGGGUCACAGGAGGUCGUGGGACCCCAUUCAGAGUGGAAUAUACCCCCACAGAAACUGGUCAGUACGCAGUUCAUGUAAUUUACGACGAUACAGAGGUCAAAGGUAGCCCGUUCUCCAGUGAUGUGUACAACCCAGAUCUGGUCAGGAUUACCCACAAGAGCAAGGCUUAUCUGAACAAGCCUGUCACCUGGGAAGUUGACACAUCCAAGGCUGGCCCAGGCUCUCUGGAUGUUGAUCUCAAGUGUCGAGGUGCAGUUGUCCGCAGUAACAUUCGUGAGGUGACACCUGGUCAUUACGAGGUGACCUUCACCCCAAGGGAGCAUUCCACUCACACCCUGGCACUGCUGUAUAAUGGAGAUACAAUACCUGGUUCACCUCACCAUGUUGAAAUCAUUGACGGAAGCCAGGUGUCCAUGACAGGGGAGGGUCUUAGAACAGCCCAGGUGUACAAGGAGUCUCACUUUGAGAUUGACCCUCAUGGCCCACCUGAUGAGGAGGUUGAAGCUGUGAUUACAGGUCCCUCUGGAGUUGAGGUUCCGUGUCGCAUCACUCGCCAUGGCAACCUGUACAGGGUAGAUUUCACUCCUCAUGACGUAGGCCCUCACAGUGUCCAGGCAUUUUAUGCAGGCAUGCCCGUGUCUGGCGGACCGGUGACCUGCAUGACCUUUGACCCUAGCCAAGUACGCAUCACUGAUGUUGAUAAGACAGGCCGUCUGGAAAGAGAGAUUGGAUUCAUUGUUGAUGCAUCAGCAGCUGGAGAAGGUGAAGUUGAGGCGACAGUCACUCAUUAUGGGCGAAUGGUGCGCACUUGGAGGGAAAAUGUUGGUGUCAGUCGUCAUCGCUACGUCUUUGUCCCAACUGAACCAGGGCCCUAUGACAUUGAUGUCCGUUUCAAUAAUGAACGCACCCCAGGAAGCCCUUUGCUGAUUCAGGUGGAGGAAGAAAAACCUACUACAAUUCGGAUCAAUUUCCAGGGGGCUGUCGCGCAUCAGGCGCAGAGAAAGAGUCAGUUCCUUCUGGAAAUGGACGGCGCCAAGGUCAACUUGGAUGACUUUGACAUCAUCAUCAGAGCGCCCAAUGGGGAGCAGAUUCCGGCUAGAAUCAUCCCACAGAGUGAUGGCGACUACAGAGUUGAAUGGACACCAACGAUUCCUGGGCGUUACACCAUUGACGUACUGUUUGGAGGACGUAAGAUUCAGGGGAGCCCGUUUUACGUGGACGUCUUUGACAUUUCCAGAAUUCGGGUGGAGAACAUCCGCUAUGGGAGUGUCAAUGAAAUGGCCAGUUUUGAUGUCGACUACAGCCACGCUGGAAAAGCCGAGCACACAGUGCGUGUGAUUGGUCCCUCAGGUCACCACGUGCAUUCUGAGGUACAGGAGACGCGUGACGGACAACACGUGCGAUUUGAGCCCCACGAGCCUGGCAGGUACAAGAUCUACAUAACGUACGGAGGGAUGGAUGUGCCAGGAUCCCCAUUCAUCAUAGAUGUGGACGAGGGCAGGAUGCCGACAGCCAAUGGGGACGGCUUGUACAGGGGUGAAGAAGACCGCCCAGCUACGUUCUAUGUGGAUGCCCGUGGUUUACGAGGAGAAUUAGGUGUUCAGGUGGAAGGACCCAAUUCAAUUGCCAAAUGUAACAUUGAGCCUGAGAGAGAUGGUGUGUAUGCUGUGACUUAUGUACCUGUGGAGGUGGGGAAAUACCGCGCUAUUGUCAAGUGGAAUGGAAAGGAAAUACCAGGGAGCCCAUUCCAUCCCAAGGUCGUUGAUGCUCGCAAGGUCAAGGUUGUAGGUGGCUGGCAACAUUUCAUGGACUCCAACGAUCGUGUUCACCUGCUGGUUGAUGAAGAAAAGAGAAUUCCCUUUGAUGUCUCUGAAGCUGGUCCAGGUAUUUUGAAAGCAGAGGUGCGAGGUCCAGGAGGUAAAAUCCCCUGUCAUGUUGAGGAGAACGGCAGCUUCAGGAGAACCAUCUGUUUUACUCCCAGAGAAGAAGGUGACCAUCACAUCUAUGCCUAUUGGUCGGAUCAUACUCUUGUCAACGCCCCUUUCCAUGGUUACGCAGUCAGCAGACGGAGGUCACCUGACCCAACUAAAGUCAUCCUCAGUGGGCGGGGCUUGAAAGAGGCUAUUGUCCACAGAGAGGCUGAGUUCCAGAUUGAUGGCUCAGAGGCAGGGCCAGGCCGUCCUGAGGUACAGUUGACAGGGCUUAAGAGGAACAUCCCUGUCCGAGUGUCAUCUCUAGGCGGCGGCCGGUACCGCUGCACCUACAUCCCGGAGACAGCAGGUGCAUAUCUGUUGCACAUCACCUGGAAUGACCGCCAGCUGCGAGGGUCACCGUUCAAGGUCAAUGUCAUCAACGCCCACUACCCGCAGAAGGUUGUCGUGUCCGGUGAGGGUCUGAAAGGCGGGGUUAUGGGACGCGAUAUCAACGUGAUAAUCGACACACGCAAGGCUGGCCCAGGCGAGUUGACUGCUCACUGCAUGGGCCCUCACCUGGUGGCUUACUGUGAGCUAGAGGACAUGAGGGACGGUACGUACAAACUGAACAUCCGACCCCAGGAGCCAGGAAGACACAUCUUACAGAUCAAAUACGGAGGAGAACACGUUCUAGGAAGUCCAUACGUGCUACGGGUGGGAGCACAACCAGAUGCUAGCAAAGUGCGUGUUUCUGGACCGGGUGUCGAACACGGCAUUUUGGCAAACUUUGAGAGCCGUUUCAUUGUGGAGACUCGGGGGGCGGGAGCUGGUCAGCUGACCGUGAGAAUUAGAGGACCUAAAGGUGCCUUCCAGGUAGAAAUGUUACGCGACAGUCAGAAAGACAGGACCAUCCUGUGUCGUUUUGAUCCAACAGAAACCGGACUGUACCAGAUCUUCGUGAAGUGGUCUGGCGUGGACGUUCCCGGCAGUCCGUUCCAGGUUUACAUUGUAGACUCCCAACACGAACUGAUGCGUGUCAUGCAGGGACAAAUUCCAGCCCACUAUCAGGGCAGCACCCUAAACCGCUCCGUCUACAACUCUGAGUACUCUUCAUGGAGGGAGGAUGAUAAUAUGAUGAGGAUGUGAGGACAGAUGACAGCCAUGUCAGAGGUUGCCAUGACGACAGAGUGAAUGUACUACAACAACAACAUGUUAUAUGAUCUGUGCAGAAGAAAUCAGUCAUCAUUUGCAAUGCUGUUAAUAUUUCCGAAAAUAAAAACAUCAGAAUAGUUUUUCCCCUUGAUUAGUUCCGAGAAAUGUCACAGUGGUGAACAGAAAAAUUGUGUAUGGUGCGUUUUUGCAAGUUUGAUUAUAUGCAAAAAAAUGAAGCAAUUAUCUGCAAUAAUUUUUUGCCGUGCCAUUUGCAUUUAUUUGCACACUGCACUCACCAUAACAACAGAACAUUGCAUUUAGUGAUUACAGCUUUGCAAAAUUGAAAAUCAUUUAUUGUGAUACAGACAACAGGGAUCCAUGCAUUGUUCAUAUAAACAUUCCCACCACUGCCAUUUUGUGCGAAGUUGUAGAAAAAGAAAAAUGAAAUCAUGGAUGCAAGACUUAGGAGUAAAUAUUUACAAAUAAAAAUUGCUCCAUAUGAUUGCUUACUGCCCAAUAUUACAGUAGAAGCCUACCUUGAAUUACCAAUAGCAGUUGUGUAUUAGAAUUACAGCUAGUUUAUUGUAAACGUCGUAAAAUCCAGAGGUGGUCCAAAUAGAAGCUUUUAGAUUUUCAUCUAAAAUACCAGUUAUUCCUUGCUUGACCAGGAAAAACUUUAGCUAGAAUCUCAUUUACAUGUACAUUUUACUCGGUUUUUAGAUAUUUUUGUAUUAUAUAUCAAUAGAUAAUGGAUCUCUUCUCUUUUUACUAUUGAAUUCAACAUCCCAAACAGUUGUAAAGGAAACACAACUGGGUAUCAAAGGGAGACAACUUGCCAGUUUCGUUUUCUUUGUCCAUAGUUGCUGGAUAUUUUAGUAAGGAUCUGAACUUGACCUUUGCACUCUGGUAAAUAGGGUAUGCUUUUUUUUCAGGUUUAGGGUACUGUAAAUGCUCUUGUAUGCCAUCUCUUGAUAAAUGUGUAUUCCUGUCCUGUUUAUUUGUUAACAAAUUGUCCUACACUGUCUAUUACCAUGUCAUAUAUUAUUUGCAACUGUAAUAUCAUAAUUAAUGCAUAAACUUAUUACUACAGUUGUACUUUAAUAGAACAAACUGUGUGUAAAAUAAACUCUCUGUUAUUGUAUACCUUCUCUUUUUAUGUAAAUUUGAUACGAGUCAUCUAUUGAUGCCAACUUUUAUAGCAUUUGCGUGAAGGAAUUGUGUUGUGAUUAUGAACAUUGAUGAUUUUAAUGGUACUGUUUGCUAGAGACAAACGUAUCUUACACUAUAUUAAUGCUAUGGAAUUUACAUUUUUUUUUUGUUGCAAGUUUUUCAUCUUAUACCUUUACAUGUACAUGUAUUACAUAUCUGCUGUAAAACACUAUUAUUUAUCAUUUUAUUAUGUUUAAACCAUUUUAAAAAUGUUUCAUAUUUCAGCAUAUCGUAAUAUUUUGAAUUAUUCGCUAUUAGUAAUUAGCAUAAAGGUGAUUGAUCAUACAUCCCCCUCCCUCCCUCCUCCUCCUCCUCCACCUACCACACUGAUUUAAAUUACCCAUUGUGAUAUUAACUUUAUAACAUAUACAAGUAA
Liolophura sinensis is the source of this 9704-nucleotide messenger RNA. RefSeq names its product filamin-B-like. Gene Ontology annotation, molecular function: actin filament binding. Lineage: Eukaryota; Metazoa; Mollusca; Polyplacophora; Chitonida; Chitonidae. The coding region runs from base 662 to 8113 and encodes 2483 amino acids. Gene Ontology annotation, biological process: actin cytoskeleton organization. The record is from RefSeq and is a predicted model, not a curated record. The transcript has 49 exons.